Messenger RNA from Verticillium alfalfae VaMs.102, 996 nucleotides. RefSeq lists its product with no specific name. The record is from RefSeq and is a predicted model, not a curated record. Gene Ontology annotation, molecular function: protein binding. The coding region runs from base 1 to 996 and encodes 331 amino acids. Lineage: Eukaryota; Fungi; Ascomycota; Sordariomycetes; Glomerellales; Plectosphaerellaceae. The transcript is spliced from 2 exons.
AUGUACCGCAGGCUUCGCGGUCUCCAUCUAUCGUCCAAGGCUGUCCAAACAUUUCCCGGCACCCAUCACACACCCCAGGGUAACCAGAGUGCGCAGGAUGGCCCAGAAUCUCAAGAAUUGCAAAUCAUGCAACCGGGACAAGUUGAAACAGGUACCCAAACUGGGCCGGGCGAUGGGACUCUCGCAGAUGCUCGUGGCGGCGAACGCUCGACUGCACUCCCAAUGACAGCACUUACAGGAGGGCUCCAUGCUAUGGCAGAUUCCUCCACUGACGCUCUCCUGCAAGAAAGUGCUCCUGGUCCAUCUCGAAACUCCGCAGCCCAUCCGGUCACGACCAGUUCAUCCUCCGAUGCCGUACCUGUCGAGCUCGCCGAGUCAUUGGCCAGACAGCGUCCUAGAGACACCAAUGACGAAGACGACAUGGCGAUCACACCAGCACCACCUCUGACAGUGCCUGACAUUCGCCCAAACCCAAGGACAGCGAGGCCGGAAAGUCUCGUCAUGUCUGGACCUUCUUCUAUUCAGGGGUGUGGUGACGGCCUCUUCACCAAGUUUCCAGUUGCAAGAAGUCAAAUCAUUUUCGAAGAAGUUUCAGUUCUCCGGGCGGUCGCUGACUAUGACAAGAUGUCUGGUGCCUGGAAUGUGAUAUCACACAACAACCAAAAACGACUGAUGGCCAACUAUCCAGACCUGGAAGUUAUACCCGGGGUCUUUGAAGAGCAACAGGAGACACACGAGGCCAAGAAAAGUGUCUUCCAUCUUGGCAGCAAAGUCAACCAUGCAUGCCCUGCCGGGCCCAACAGUCGAGUCCGAAGCCGGGUGAACGCCACGAUGGAAUGCCUUCCUCAAGUCAAAGAUGAUGUUGUGUUCGCCAGGUUCAAAGCUCUUCGCGACCUGGAGGCAGGAGAGGAAAUCUUUGUCGACUACAUCUCUUCUCCGCACUUCAGAUGUCUUUGCAGCGUAUGCAAGGAACGCAGGUGCGUGACAUGGCAUUAG